AUGGCUGAAGUCAAGCUUGAAGACGGCGAAUGCCGCAGUAACCUCAUGCGGGCUCAAUGGCUGAGAGCAGCAAUCCUCGGGGCAAACGACGGCCUCCUCUCCACCACCUCCCUCAUGCUAGGCGUCGGCACUGCAAAGGAGGACCGCAGCCUCAUGAUCCUAUCAGGGGUUGCCGGAGCUGUUGCUGGUGCUUGCAGCAUGGCGGUAGGGGAGUUCGUCUCCGUCUCCACCCAAAGGGACAUUGAAGAUACAAAUAUGAACAAGUUAAGUGUAGAAUGUGAAGAUGUGAAGAUUCAAGAAUCCAUCAAACAUCCGCUCUUACCGGGGCUGCCUAAUCCGUAUAAGGCCGCUGGAGCGUCUGCUCUGGCGUUCUUGUGCGGUUCGCUUGUCCCUAUAGUGUCAGCAUUGGUAUUUUCUCGACACGGGAUUAGGUACAUCGCUAUGGUAGUUGUGACCUCUUUGGCUCUACUCCUUUUCGGUGGGGUUGGGGCUCGGUUGGGCGGCUCUCCAGUUCGGAUAUCCGCCCUAAGAGUUCUAGUUGGAGGUUGGAUUUCCAUGGCCCUCACCUAUGGCUUGCUCAUGCUUUUGGAUAAAGACCGUCACUAA
Molecule: messenger RNA, 606 nt
Organism: Salvia splendens (bonfire salvia)
Lineage: Eukaryota; Viridiplantae; Streptophyta; Magnoliopsida; Lamiales; Lamiaceae
Product: vacuolar iron transporter homolog 2
Exons: 1
Coding region: 1-606 (201 amino acids)
Biological process (GO): intracellular manganese ion homeostasis
Molecular function (GO): manganese ion transmembrane transporter activity
Source: RefSeq, a predicted model, not a curated record